Molecule: messenger RNA, 1345 nt
Organism: Anopheles bellator
Lineage: Eukaryota; Metazoa; Arthropoda; Insecta; Diptera; Culicidae
Exons: 3
Coding region: 253-915 (220 amino acids)
Source: RefSeq, a predicted model, not a curated record
GUAAAACUCCAGCAAAGCGGUAUCGCCAAACCUCCUGCCGUUAACGGGUGCCAAGGGUCCGUAGCAGAUUCACUGUAGUAUCCGGAAACCAUGGAUCUCUUUCCACUGUGACUAUCGCUAGUUUGUGUUUCAAUGAUUUCGAAAGUAAAUCACAAUCUCAUUUCGGCGGAUGUAGUUGUCGUGCUAAGGAAAAGCACGAAAAUAAAAUUGAAACUUAGAGCUAAAGGUUAACGACGACCGUCAGGGAGUGGCAUGGCUAAACGGUUUGGUGGCCACGGUUUGCGAUAUUACGCGAUGAUCGUCCUUUUGGCGAUUGGCAAGGUUCAAGGCAAGUCCGGCCCGACUGGGACAUUACCGGACGCGAGCUUGGGCCCGUACAUCGAUGGAUCGCACACGAUAGAUGCGGAAUCCGCUGUUAGCGAAGAGCCACUCCUAGGAGAUUCUUCGACCGAGGAUCCUAGCUCACCGCAUGAUCGUGUAUUUUUAUCCGAUACUCCUAUCAUGGAUGCCGUCACCAUCAUAUGGUACGUGGCCACAUUCAUUGCACUGAUAUCCUUCUUCCUCGUGAUGGCCUGUGCCGAUCGCAACCGCUGUCGCUCUCGGAAACCGGCCGACGAGCCAACUCCGCCACCAACGCCGGCCCCUUCCUACAGGCAAUUCGCUCCGCCCAGCUACGACAGUCUCGAUUUGGAGAAAGAUACGGAUAGUAUUUUCAUCAUUCCAUACAACGAUCGCAGCGUGAGCGAUCAGCAACACACCCUAGCCAGUACCCUGGAAUACGUGAUCGAACAACAGCCCUCCAGCAAUCGCGAGCCAUCCAAUGAUAUUAGCAGCCACACCUCCGCCGCCCCCGCUGAAGUGUCCUCCGUCGUUGAAGUAGCCAGUGAGGUUCCGGUGCACCCAACGUUACGGUAAAAAUCACGAAACUCGUGACGACACGAUGAGCUGUCGCUGUGAAGGUCGCGUGAGCCGUGUGAGUCAGAAUCACAAAUCCGUGUUCCGCGUUGCGUAGGAUGUGACGAGGCAGCCAGUGUGUGAUUUUUGCAUCUGAAGUAGGGACUUUGUGAUGCAACAGUUUGCAGUUGAGUGGAGUGGUUGUCUAAGUUAAGGCGAGCAGUGAAAUCACUUGAAACCCACUAGUAGCGGUGUUGAAGGAGCGCCGGCCACGUGCUGGGUGGCCUUCGCCAAAGCGUGUUCAUGACAAAGCUGUGAACAACCGUAGAAAAGCAAUCCAAAGACAGGUUUAUCGAUAGUACAGGUUCCGCCGGAAGGUGCAUGGUACAGGUGCAUUGUGUAUAUAAUUAGCUUAAGUUUCGGUUACGCACGGCCAACGUUUCGAAAUAUA